AUGGAGGAAGAGGUGGAGACGACCCAGGUGUCGGCGGCACGCGGCCUGCGGUCAGGCAACUCGCUACGGGCUGAGAUAGCUGCCCUUAAUGGCGCUCUGGAGGCGGCACAUGCUCGGGAAAGCUCGCUGGAGGUGGCGCUGGAGACGGAACGGGCGCUGACUCGCAGGUUGAGAUCGGUGGCGGCGGCAGGUGGAUGGGAAAAGGCUGUGGGCGAGUCUUGGCGCUCAAGAGCCAUCGCUGCAAAGGCUGCUGCGGCAGAGGCCGACAAGCAACUGAAGCUUGCUGUCUCUGCCACAAACGCCGCAAACGCUGACGUCGUCGAUCUUCGCAUCGAGCUUGAAGAUGCAAAGCGGGCAAUUGCGAGCCUCAAGGCUCAGAUUGCGGUCGAUGGCGGUGGAUCGGCGCGGGCCCGGGACGAUCGCCCGCUGAGAACCACGCUGCGCGACUCGCUCAUGACGGCAGAUACGGCCCAGCCGGCUGAUGAGCGUGCACUGCCCGACUCGCGCUCGGCAGCGCACGCACGUCCUGCGCUUGCGUCAGCUCCAAAGGCGCAAGGCGUGCUCUCGCCCUCCAAGUCGGCUGUAGGUCCCGACAAGCGCCAGCCGGUGCACUCGUCGUCGUCGUCGUCGUCGUCGUCGUCGUCAUCGUCGUAUGCCACGUCGUCAGACUACGAGACGGACUCGGGCUCGACCAGCUCGACCUACGAGACUUCGACGUCGUCGGCGCCAGCGUCAGCCUCGCCUGUAUCCGCGCUGGCGCCAACACCCGCGCUGGCGCCCGCGCCUGCGCCUGCACCUGCGCCCGCGUCUGCUGCUGCUGAAGCUCCCAGUGCCAAUGCCAAUGUCGAUGCCAAUGCCGACGCCGACGCCGAUGCGUUCUCUUCAUACGACUCGGUCCAGAUGCGGUCGUUCUUCCGGUCGCGGGCAAUGACGCAGAAAUCUGUGCGGACGACAACGGCCCUGUUCAGCGUCGACCCGCGGGCGCUGUACACCUGGGACGAUUGGCUGGUCAAGACGUCGUCGCCGGCGCCGGGUGGGCGGGCGCCGCGGCUGGCGGAUCUCGGCGCAACCGGAGAGGCCAGCGCCGACAACCUGACGUAUCUCGGGCUUGGCACGGCGCGGGUGACGUACGCCCCGCCUGCCGACGGGAUGGAUGCCCUCGAUGUGCUUCCGCAGCUCCCGUUCCCGAUGGGCGCAGAGGUAGCGGUGACCGCAGUCUUUGCGUCUGGUUGGGCGCUCGGGCGGUUUGACAACACCGACGGGGUGUUCCCCAUCGGCGCGCUGAGCGUCGGCGACGAGGUCAUGGGUGUGAUGGCGCGGACGGCGCCUGCGAGCGCGGCGGCGCCGCUCCUCCUCUCGGUCGCCAUUGACCUGCCCAAGGCUGUGGCGCGUGGCGCAGACGGCUCGCAGUGCGCGGUGCCGGCCAUGGGCUACCACACGCCGCUGGACGUGGUUGAGACACUGGGGCGCAAGUUCUCGCUCUCGCCGGCGCUCCUCACUUGCUGCGCUCUGUUUGACGCCGGCAGUGGGGCGGCGCUCAACCCGUUUGCGCUCCUCUCGACAAUUGUCCCGCACCUCUCGAUGGGACCGGGGGCGCCUGGAGGCCGCGACGACGGCACGCUCGCUGGCAUUGUCCUCAAGCUUGUAGUCCGGCCGUUCCAAAUUGUGUCGCGGCUGGAUGCGCUCGACGCGCCGGGCGUCAACGAUUACGAGCUCGAUGAGGCCCGCGAGGCGGCGGCGGCGCUUGGUGCGGCAGGCCUGUCUGCGGUGGAGAUGCUGGUGGAGCUCGCGCUCGACGAGCCGGACGCGCUCGAGGUCGAUAACAUGGUCAUGGUGAGCGAGUCGGUGACGGUGGCCGAGUUGGUGACGACACUGGUCACGGGCGGUCACGUCGACACCUUUGUGCCGGUCUCAGCUCUCGGCUUCUUCUUGCCGUUCCACCAGGCGCACGCAGGGGUGGCGCCGGCGCGACCGCUCCCGCUCUCGCUCUCGCUGACCGAGCUGAGCUACUCGAUCACACACCUGAUCUUCAAGGCUGUGCCGCAAGCGCUCACAGUCGUCGACUACAACCGCACGAUUGUCUCGCUCGUUCCAGCGUUUGCGCGGCGGUUCGGCUUCCGGUUUCCGCUUGAGCUUCCAGCGGCGGCGCUUGCGGCGGCUGUGCGUGUUACGACAGCGGCAGACGGGGGCGACGAGCUCGAGCGGGAGGCUUCGCUCUUUGAGCUCGGCUUGCCGUUUGGCUCCAGCCUGUGGCUUUUCUGGGAGCCGAGCGCGCUUCCGCCGAGCUCGCCAAGCGACGACGGCGACAUCCGCGACGAGGCUGAGACGCCGACCGGCGACGUCGAGGUCGGGUCACUCAAUACGCUUGUCCGGCGGCUGACGUCGCAGCACGAGCACGACCUGCGGUUCCAGAAGAUCUUCCUUCUCACCUACGACUCGUUCACCAGCCCGCAGGCUCUCCUCCGCAAGUUGCUUGAGCGGUACCACACGCCGUUUGAGCUCUGCGGCGGUGGUGAGGCGGCGGGCAGGGGCGGGGCACUGGGCGUGCCGGCACGGCGCGGCUCACACGCGCCGUCGCCGCCCGAGUCGCCGCGGCUGCCGACGAUCGACGAGAUCGCGGCGCGAGUCCGGGCCUCGUUUGAGCCCGGAGUCCCGUUCACAAAGUCGCAGUUUGUCGACUGGCUGCUUGCGGUUCUCGCGGCGGUAGUCGAUGACGAGAUGCAAGCACUCGCACUUGGCCAAGCGCUGCACUCGGGCGAGCUGCUGGUGGAGGCGGAGGCGAGCGACACACCGCCGGCGUGGCUUGAGGCGGAGGCCGACCACGGGUACAUGCUCAACGCGGAGAAGCGGGUGUGGGAGAGCCCGUUGAGCAGCGGCGGCGAGCGGGCGGCGAGUCCGUCACCGCAGCCGUCGCCGCGUCGCAGCUGGUCGCCACAGCAAGCGCUCAACGCGUUUAACGCGGGAACGCAGUCACAGAUCCAGCUGCGCGUUGUCAACGUUCUCCGCAACUGGCUCUCAUCGCGGCCGUUCCACGCGCUCGAGCCGUCGGUUCAGGCCUCGCUCUACGCGUUUGUGGCUGAAACGCUUGUCGACGACGGCAAGGCCAAGCUUGCAGCGUCGCUCUUUGCCAAGAUCAAGACGGCGCUUGUGGACGAGCCGGAGACCAGGGUGAGGCGAAGCUUCUCCCACCGGGUGGCGCUUGCGCCUGCGGGAGGGAGCCGGAGCGGCAGCUCGGCCAAAGACACGCUGUGGGAUGCGUCGCCGGUGGCGGUGGCGCAGCAGAUUGCGCUCCUCGACUACGCGCUCUUCAAGCGCAUUCUCCCGUCCGAGUUCCUCAACCAGAACUACGCCAAGGCCGAGCGGCACUGCUUUGCGCCGAACCUCAUGUCCUUCAUCGCGCGGUUCAACGAGUUCUCGACAUGGGUGGCGACGCUAGUGGUGGCCGGGGCGACGGUCCGCGAUCGCGCGAGUCGGAUGGCCAAGCUCAUCCGGGUGGCCAAGGCGUGCUGGGAGGCCAACAACUUUGCGUCGGUCAUGGCGCUGGUCUCGGGCCUCAAUCACGUGGCGGUGGCACGGCUGCGGGCAACACGCGAGGCGCUCUCCAAGUCGGCAAGCCAGACACUGGCCUCGCUCGAGACGCUUGUCUCGGCCGAGGGCUCGUACAAGGGCCUGCGCGCCGCGCUCGCCAAGGCCAACCCGCCGUGCAUUCCCUUCAUCGGCAUCUUUAUCAAGGAUCUGACGUUCAUCGAGGAGAACCCGGACAGCAUCGACGGUGAGAUCAACUUUGCCAAGCGGAGGCUCAUGUACGACGCCAUCUCGCGGAUCACUCUCUUCCAGUCGGAGCCGUACACUUACACCCGCAUCCCCGCGCUCGCCGCCGAGCUCUCGGCCUGCGCCGGUGCCCUCGACGAUGACGCACUCUACGCCGAGUCACUCCGCGUCGAACCGCGGGCCUCGGCCGCCACUGCCGCUGCUCUCUCAGCCUCCUCCCGCGGCUCCAACUCAUCGUCUACCGGCCCACCAGCCCACCGCCCAUCGAUGACCUCCAAGUCCUCGCCGCUCUCCGGCAGUGAUGUAGAGUGAGGAGCAAGCAGUUGGGGGGGAGGGGGGAGGGGGGGGCUGUAAAAAUUGUUUCUAUGCUGA
This is a messenger RNA of Thecamonas trahens ATCC 50062, 4143 nucleotides long. Its product is annotated as Ras guanine nucleotide exchange factor A. Gene Ontology annotation, biological process: positive regulation of GTPase activity; Ras protein signal transduction. Bases 1 to 4083 code for a protein of 1360 amino acids. Gene Ontology annotation, cellular component: plasma membrane. The record is from RefSeq and is a predicted model, not a curated record. NCBI's taxonomy places the organism in Eukaryota, Apusomonadida, Apusomonadidae. The transcript is spliced from 3 exons. Gene Ontology annotation, molecular function: guanyl-nucleotide exchange factor activity.